UUCAGUUAGCAGCAGCAGAAGCGAAACAGACAGAAUAGUAACAGUUAACAUAAUUCUUGCUUCCUUGCUUGUAUUUUAUUCUCCAAUGUAAUUAAAUACAAGGGACAAGGUCGUUUACAACCAGUUAUUAGGUCAUGGCUAAUCAUUUUGCUUAGUACAAUAUAGUGUCAAGUACAUCAAACAGGAUAAUUUGAAUAAGACUUGUUAUUUUACUGGGGUAAUGUGUGAACAUAAUAGAUUGUCAUCGUUGCGCUAUAUCAGCUUGUGUUACCUCUGCUCAUAAUUGGAAUAUAGUCAUAUAAAACAUCAGGUUCUUAAAUAUCCUUCAUUUUAGUUUUUUUUUUUAAAGAGAAGGAGUUAGAUUGCAACAAUGGAUACUCUUAGGUUAUACAUUAUAACAUGGAACCUGGCAGAACAAAUGCCUCCAGCAGACUUAGACCUGAAAGAGUUGUUGAAUUUGAAUUCAGAAAUGCAUUCAAAACCAGAUAUUUAUAUAAUUGGUUUCCAAGAGGCCAAAGUUGAUCUUUUAACAGGAAAGUGGGGUACAGCUUUCAAGAAUGUACUGAAGGAACAUAACUAUGUGGAAGUGAACUGUGUUCGUCUGCUGGGCAUUGUAACGUAUGUGUUGGCUCAAGAGAAACACAUCACCAAGAUACGUAACAUGGAGACUGGUACUACAGCAACAGGUCUACUCGGUAUUAUUGGCAACAAAGGUGCAGUGACUUUCCGUAUGGACUUGUACGGAGCCUCGGUUUGUCUAGUCAACGCUCACUUGGCAGCUCAUGACGGCCAUCUUAGUGAGCGGAUAGCAAGCUACAACACUAUAGUUGAAAACCAGAAAUUCAAACUCAAUGAAGAAACAACCAAAAUAUUUUUCCAUGACUAUGUGUUCUGGUACGGAGACCUCAACUUUCGUCUAGAAGGUGACAGUUCACCAGCAGAACUUGCAGACACAGUUGCGGCAAAACAACUUGACAGACUCUGGGAGAAAGACGAGCUAAGUAGAGUACGAGCAUCAGGUGAAGCAUUCAGUGAGCUGACGGAACAACGACCUACAUUCAACCCUACCUACAAGCAUGAGUUUGGCAAGACUAAGUACAGCAGUAGCAGGCGGCUAGCAUGGACAGAUCGAGUGCUGUACAAAGUCAACAAAGACAACUACCAAAAUGUUACAUUGAGUGCUACCCAAACCAGCUACAACAGUGUGGAGUCCUACACCAUCAGUGACCACAAGCCUGUGUAUGCUGAGUUUGAUAUCAAGGUGUUCAGUGACUACUCAGAUAGAGAGGUCUCCUUUGCUUCCAUCGACACUUGGUAUUUAGAUGAAGAGAACUCUGUUGUCUGUCAUCUACCUUCAGAUGUCAAUCCAUCAAUAUGGGAUUGGGUUGGAAUAUUUCAGGUAAUUGAUGGGCUUAUAAACCUGCAAGACUAUGUGUCCUACAUCUACCUGCCUUAUCAACGAGAUGAUCGAAUAUCACAAUCAGGCACCAACGUCACUCUCAGGUUUCCCCCGACCUCUGUCAGAGAGCCAGGACUGUAUAGACUGUUGUACUUCACUAGAGAUGCUAGCAGUCUGCUUGGUGUGUCGGCACCUUUUAGUGCUAUACAUCGACCUGGUGGUGUUCUCACAUCAACGGUCACACGAAGAAUCCCAAAUUCCGCUGUACAAGUCUGUCAACGAGCUGCGUCUAAUGCUGUCGCUCUUCACAACAAUCUCUACACUACUUGACUUACAACACUUCUCAUACAUUCCUACAUCCUCAUUGUAUAAAGUAAAACGUUGUUAUAUCACAUCACAGAGUUAUUAUCUUAAAAAUUAACAUAACAAUGUUUAAAAUUAACAAAUAUCAUUUUUAUAAACGCCGAUGUUCGGUUUUGCAAUUAACUUGUCUAUUGGGAUGAUUCAUUUAUCAUUUAUUUGCUUUACCUUUUUUACUGAGUACUUAACAAAGAAAUCCCGUCUUAUCAACCUAUCUUGAUUCUGUUAUUUGUAUUCCUUUUCGAAAUUCUUAUACAGUUGACUCCCUGUUAUCUGGACACCUUUUAACCGGACAUCGGUUUAACCUGACUACACUCAGCGGAAAUGUCAUCUCUUUGACCGGACAAUGUUUAUCAGCACAUCGGUUUAACCGGACUUGAUCGACAGGAAGUGGGCAGUACUGAAACGACUGUUCUUGUGGGAAAGAUUUGAGACCAGUGAUCAAGUGUAUAAACCCAAUGCUCUCCUAAAUUUAAGUCAAAUAUUUGGGUUUCAUGGAUUUAAAUGGUCUGUUUUAAUGAAUUUUUGGGGACGUCGGUUUAACCGGAAAACUCAAUAUCUGGACUGGUCUCGGUCCCGAGGAGUCCAAAUAAGAGGGGGUCUACUGUAGAGUAAAGGUUGAUGGUUUCUUGGCAGAUAAACAGGGUACCGGUAAAAGCUUUCUUUUCCCUGGUAGGUUACUUGAUGCGUUGCAAGCAUAAAGGGUGUUUAUGUUACUGAUGGUAGAUCUAGUUUUACAGUUAUAGUUUGUUUACAUUUGUCAGGAUUCAAUUAUCAUUAUGUCAAAAUACUAGCCCUCCUGUUUGUUGGUUAGCAAGAUUUCUAUUCCUCUCUUCUGUUGAUAAUUCUCUUCGGUGUAAAAAGAUACUAUGAUUGAUAUCUUCAGAUCUAUUGUAAGUUGAAGUUGACUAACAAAUUCGAUAUCUUUUAAAAAUAAAGGUUAACAAAUCCUUUAGAACUGUGAUUACAUAAAAAACUAGAUAGACGUUAUAAAAUGAUAAUUACUUAUUAAAUGACUAAAAAAUAUAGCUUUUGUAUGUCAUCUAGAACAACUCGAAAGCUGAGAGUGUAUCUUAAAAAAGCAAAGGCGAUAAACAAAAUAACUCUACAGCCCUUACUGACUUAACCCGUGUUACUCAUUAGAGCAAUAAUCAACAGGGACUACAGGGGGUAGUUAUUCUUAGGAAGAUCUAUGGCCCAAAUAGGGUAAAAGAUUGGUGGGUAAUGUAGAAGCCAUUUACCAAGAAAAUCUCUAAUGACUUGAAACGUAUAAAGAAUUCAUUAGAUGGAAAACGUCCACAGAUUGGGAGAAACAAUUAAUUGUUUGAGCAUUUUGGAGGACACCUUGGAAGUGGUGAUGGAAUCGCAAUGGCUGUAGAGAUGACUGAGAAUGUUGACACAAAUGUCUGUGAUAGCUGACCAAUGUUGAAGAUGAUCUCUGUGAUAACUGUUAAUUUCAAGCUAAGUGAAGCUUGCUAGAAUAAAUUACUCUCCAAUACCUGCACCUGUAGAGGAGCUCUUCAGCUAGAACUACAGAUUUUGAUUGUAGCUGUAUUUCACAUAUACAAUCCUCACAACCAAUCCUUAUUUUAUAAACAUCAGAAUACUUGAAAACAAUGUAAAUGAGGGAAGUUCAAGAAGUAACAGACGUUUUGAAACAAAAAUAAACAAAAUUACAUAAUUCAAUAUUUUUGUAAAACUUCCAAGGUAUGCUCUUAAGAUUUAUUUCUCCCUAAUCAGUAUUCAUAUUAGGUCAUUUAUUUGUUUAUCUGUUGCCAAAAACCUUUUGAUUCGCUCUGAGUAGCAAUCAGCUGUGUGAGACUGUGAUUAUUGGUUUAUCACUGAAUCACAAUAUUGUUUUCUUAUUAUAAGGAAUUUUAUCAUGAGUUAAGUUUUCGCUGUAAUUUCUUGAGAAGAACUUUAUGAAAUUUGGGGGAAAUGUUCAAAGAGUUCCAUAACUGUCUAACAAUAUUGUCAUGUUUUGUAUUUGGCUUUAGCUUCAUUAGACUCACUCAGAAUUAGACAUGAUUUCUGACAGUAAAUUUCAAUGUGUCAACAUAAAUGUUGUGACUGCUUGGUAAAUAAACAAUAUAUAGAAGAUAUAAUAUAUACUGAACAUCCAAACGCAACUAAAUUUGAAGAAAUGAGAACUUGUGCAGAAACACCCAGUCCACUGCACUAGACCAAAAUGUCUGUAACUUACUGAUCAGCCUACAUGCAGUAUUCCUUAUCUGUUCUUAUCUUUUUGUAAUAGACAUGUUUGUCAUUUUGUUUAAUAAAUUACAUCAACAUCAUCCCACAUCUUGUAGUAUACCUAACAAAGGUCGUGGAAUGUAGGGUUCAUGUUGACUACGAUAGUGGCAAUCUAGUAGACUUGGUAAGUUCAGCACUUCCCUAUAGAGAAAUAGACAGUGAGGUCAGCAGCAGACAGGAACUGCUGAAAUUAUUGUAUCCUAGUCUUGGGUGGCUUAGGUGAAGCAGUAGAAUGCUACAAUCAUCAGUUGUACAGUAAACACAAUAUUUAGUUUUACUUAUUGAAAAAGGAAAUUGUUUAUAAUUUAUCUUUACAUUUGAGUGCAGUUUUAUUUUGUUAAGAAUAUUACUACAUUUACUGUAUUUAUUUUAUCAUAUUAACUUUUAUAAAUUUUCUAGUUUGCACUUUACUUAGUUUUGACGAGAGUUUGUUUUCUGGUGUAGGGGAUAAAUUUUACAUAGUUUACUUUGUCCUGCUUUGCUGACUUUAUAACAUCAAUGGUGUUCCGAUUACUUUCAACAUUAUCUGCUGGAUUCAGUUACUUUUUUAAGAAUUUAUAUUUAUAUUUUGAAUCUUAUUUUAGUGAUAAUUUUUUUGCGAGUCGUUCAACAAACUAAUUACAAUCCCGUGUAAAUUCAGAAUCAAUGUGUAAAUACUAUUUUAGUUUUUUUUUUUUACUCAUACAAACAAAAAAGUUAUCUUAAGGGUUUAAACGUUUGGUAAAACAUAGAAAAGAUUUUAAAUAAUGUAAAAUAUCGUUGAAAAUAAACAAUUUCAUAAUUUAUACCUGAAUGAAAUAGUUAUUGUUGUAUUUAUUUGCUUUCUCUAUCAAUUAGUUUCUACCUGCUUGUGUGGCUUGAAUUAACUUUAGCUUGCUUCUGGUUGUGGUAUCUUGCACCGCAAGCAAUGAUAUUUGUUUAUAUCAUGCUUAGUUUGCUUAGCUUUAGUUUUCCAACUAAUUUUAACAUCCCGCAUCUAAUUAUUUACUGCUAAUUUACAUUAUUACUUUCACUACUUUGUUUAAAGUUCAACUUGGUAAAUUAUUCUUAUAAAAAGUUGAUUUUGCUUAUUUAUUACAAUAUUAAUUUUACACUAUCAACUUACACCAAACAAUUUAGACUCAACUGUUUUUUUUUUUUUUUUAUAUCAGUUUGUUAGUCUCGU
This is a messenger RNA of Macrosteles quadrilineatus (aster leafhopper), 5177 nucleotides long. RefSeq names its product inositol polyphosphate 5-phosphatase K-like. Gene Ontology annotation, cellular component: plasma membrane; ruffle; cytoplasm. The transcript is spliced from 10 exons. Lineage: Eukaryota; Metazoa; Arthropoda; Insecta; Hemiptera; Cicadellidae. The record is from RefSeq and is a predicted model, not a curated record. Gene Ontology annotation, biological process: phosphatidylinositol dephosphorylation. Gene Ontology annotation, molecular function: phosphatidylinositol-4,5-bisphosphate 5-phosphatase activity. Bases 371 to 1729 code for a protein of 452 amino acids.